CACAUUUUUAAUAAAAAGGCGAACUAUUCCAAAAGUAUAUACUGUACCCUCAUAGAUGGCUAGUUUUAAGACCACGGAAAUCCGAUGUGCUGUCACAUGACUGAUGCUUGCGGGAGAAGCGCACUGUAAGGCGUGGGACAGAUCACUAGAUGGCUGUGCUAUUGCGAGCGUAGGAGUCCGCGCUGCUCUCCAUAUGUCUUCAGGUCGUGUAGCGGUCUGUGUCUUUCUCUGUGCGCCCCCGUCAUCCUCGCCACCUCGCUCCCUCUCGGCGGACAGAAUGAGAGGAUGUCUGAGAGGCGAGAUGCCGAGUCGGACAAGCUGAUGGAUGCAACGGCUCUUCAGGCUCACGGCGCGCAGCCGGACAGCGCACAUCCCACCAUGGAGAGUGAGGAGGUCGAGGGAGACGAGCUUUCGCUCGGGGAUAUUUUAACGCUGUAUAAUCAGCCGAUAAACGAGGAACAGGCUUGGGCGGUGUGUUACCAGUGUAGCCGGUCAUUGUCCGAGGAGGGCGAGCGAUCACUGGAUUCCAGUUCUGCUGGGGUUCCUGUGAUGGAUCAUGCUGCAAUCAUUGCAGGACCAGGCGAUGUGAAAAUUCAUAAAGACGGCAAUGUCAAGCUGCAUACUGGAAGAUCUCCAGGUAAAGAUCGGGCAUCGUCCUCAGCAGUAUGGGUAAUUGAGUCUCUGGGCAUUAUGAUCUACAAAGCCCUGGACUACGGUCUGAAGGAGAAUGAGGAGAGAGAGCUGAGCCCUCCACUCGAGGAGCUCAUCGACUUUAUGACCAAUGUGGCUGAGCCGGACACAGACCCCUGCCCUGAUGAAGGCUAUGAGGCCACUGAGGAAGAGGAGGAGGAAGGGCUUGACCCCAGGAAUGAGAUCCGACGCUACCGCGACAUUCUCAAGCUAUGCACGCUCCACCUCCCUAGCCCGUCAGACGCCCCGAGCCACUACCAAGCUGUGUGCCGUGCCUUUUACGCUGAGACCAUGGAGCUGCGCACCUUCCUGGACAAGAUCCGAGUGCCAAAGAGAACCUGCGGAAGAUGGAGGGUGACACGACUGACGAUCCAGCAAGACCUGAAUGAGUUGCAGAUGACCGACUGGUGUGACUGUAGUCUGUGCUGUUUGGCGCGCUGCUGGGUGCAGGUGAUGAGGGACCUGCGGUCAUGAGUGAAGCUGAAGAAGGUACAGGAGCGCCUGUACAACCCGCUGGCCAAUCGAAUUCCAACUCACGCCCUAAACGAAAUGCUCAUGGACGACAUCCGCUCCAAACGCUAACAAACUGCGCAGGUCAUGGUGAACGGAGACAUUCCGCCCCGGUUAAAAAAGAGUGCUCAUGAGGUCAUCCUGGAGUUCAUAAGGUUCAAGGCUCCCCUCAACCCCGUAGCAGCACGUAAGUUGAAGCCCCAGGCGGAACGUCCUCCCAGUCUACAUGAGCGCAUCUUGGAGGAGAUCAAAUCUGAGAGGAAGCUCCGCCCAGUGUCACCUGACCUGAUCCGCAGGAGCAUACAUCGGCCGCUUAGCAUGUCCCAGAGCUUUGACUCUUCAGACAUCGCCACACCUGAUGCAGCCAGGAAGGCGUCCAGUACCAUCUCGCUAGCCAACAGCGCAGCCCUGCAACAGAACAGUACCGGCGGCUUCCAGAGGAAGCGACUCCAAGCACCCACUCUGGCCGAACUGGAGAGCUCCGACACAGAUGUGACCCCAUCCAUGUUCCUGCCCAUCUCCUCCACGCCCCAGCCAGAGAGGAAGCAGCCACCUCAGAGAAGGCACUCCAUCGAGAAGGAGACGCCCACCAACGUUCGUCACUUCCUGCCGCCGUCCAGACAAAGCUCCAAAUCUUUAGAGGAGUUCUGCUUCCCAGUGGAGUGUCUGUCCCUGACGGUGGAGGAGGUGAUGCACAUACGGCAGGUAUUGGUCAAAGCUGAGCUGGAGAAGGUCCAGCAGUGCAAAGACAUCUACCAGGCCCUGAAGAAAGGAAAGCUUUGCUUCUGCUGCCGAACCAAAAGAUUCUCCCUCUUCACAUGGUCUUACACCUGCCAAUUCUGCAAAAGGCCUGUGUGUUCACAGUGUUGUAAGAAGAUUCGUUUGCCUGCUAAACCUUAUGGCACUCUGCCCAUCUACUCACUGGGCCCGUCCACCUCCACACCGUCUCGGGACAAGCCAGAGAAGGCCGGCACGAGCCACCGCCGGCCCAGCCUGCAGCGCACCAUGUCCAGACUGUCGAAGUCAGCACGUCAGUCUUCCUCAUCCUCAUCGAGGGAGGAGAUUGAGCUCCCCAAGGAUCUGACGGAGGACUGGAGCACCAUGGAGGUCUGUGUGGACUGCAAGAAGUUCAUCUCCGACAUCAUCUCCUCCAGCAAGCACAGCCUGUCACUGGCCACCAAGCGCGCCCGCUUGAAACGCAAGACACAGUCCUUCGUCAUGUCCUCAACCAAGGGCAGUGAGUACAAGCCCUCAGAGAGGACCAUCCAUGAAGUCUGAGAUGCCAAGCCUUUCCGUCCCAUCCCAAACAGAGAGCGGAUCUAAACCCGCCGGACCGGACUCAAGCAGCUCUCUGGAGCAGGGCCCACAUCUUCCUCUGCUUUGUCCUGCUGUAGAUUUAGAACGGUGUGGGGAGGGGCCUGUGCAGUAUGGUGGCCAUAAAGUCUUAUCGUUGUGUACCAGUUCUUCCAAGUGAACAAAGCUAUGAUCAGUUGUCUGUUCGGUGUGGAAACGGAUGUACAUAACAGUGGCUCGUCACCACCAAUACUCCACCAUGCAUCUCCCAUCCACACAGCAGAGCAAAAUGGAAGCUCAGGUUUACAUUCUGUACAGUGUGUGAUGUAACUCCCAGAUUAUGUCAGUCUCGGUGCAGCUGGAUUUUGUCUGUCAGCAUGGCAGCAAUAAGCACAAUCAAGGGGUAAAGGAAAACAUGUACAAAGAUGCACAAUUAUUCACAUCAACUAAGGCAAUUCUUACAGUCUUUUUUUUUGUUUGUUUAAUGCGGGAGAUGAUUUGUGGUUUCAUAGCUUCGAGAGCUGUUAUGUGCAGUGGUACUGCAAGCUUUGUAUUAUGAGGUGGUCGUGGUGUAUUUAUGCAUUAGAUGCAUUCCUGAGAAAGUUUAGUAUUAAAUAAUAGUCUGUCAGAUAACAAAUAAAAAAUACCAAAACCCCUAAGUGGUUCAUUUAUAUUUGGGUUGUACUGUGAAUUCUCAAAUUUAGCGAGCUGGAAGUGGCACUUUCUUAUACCCACAACUCUUUUUUAUUACAAUAGUUCUAUUUUUUUUAAAUACUAGCAUCUUGCGGCUUACAGCCUUUUAUUAAUCAGGUGUGUCCCCAUUAUAUAAGCAUGGAGGUUUGAGGAUUUGAAGUUUGACAGAGAUUAAGCAUUUCUUUCUGACCCCACAGUGAGAAGUGGAAACUCACAGUAGACUUCCCUGCUGUCAGGGCUACAGACAGUGAGGCAGAUCAGGAAGUGAGUGUGUUACUUCGAUGUCUUAACAUUGGUGUGGUUACCUCAGGUUACCGGUGAUUGGUUGAGUGUGCUGUUUGUCUGAUAUGUGAGGCCUAUGUAAAGAAGUAACUCUACAGCAUCUCUAGGUGAGUUCUGAAGUCACGGGCCUGCUUGUUUGGUUGUACCCCCUGAAAAUUGUUCUUUUCAGGAAUAGCAAUAAGUUCUACAAGCUCACCUGGUCUGCAGUGAAGCAUGAGAAUGUUGCCUUUGGUUUAAUCCCACUUAUUAAUGUGCUUACCUCAACUGACCUAAAAUAUUUUAUUUAUAAAUGUAUAACAUUUAUAAAUAAAUAAAUAACCCUAUGCCAAAUGAACAUGUGGCAUGUACAUUAAAAGCCAGUUUAGCACAGCAUGGUUUGGCUGCUGGCAAUUUUUGCUUAAUAUUGCUGAAAGCAAUUUACACUGUAGAAAUAUGAGGAAAGUUUAUCAUUACCACUGAAGGCUCAUUCCACAUAAUGUUCAGCGUAUUAGUUGUAAUAUAGCCUGUGAGUCCUAUAGCAGUCUCUGAAACAUCGGGGACUAUCUGAAAUGCACAGGACCAACCAUGUUCAAGAAUAUAUUGUGAUGGUUGUUCCUUACAAGGCAGCCCGACACAUAUUGUAUCAUGACAGACGUUUUGUUUUUUAUAUUUUCUUGUACAUAACUGUUUCUCUUUGCUUCUGUUGCGGGUGUAUAGACCCUGUCCCAAAGUGGAUUUAAUUUUGUAAGAAUAGAGUAAUAUUCUGUUGCUUGGCCAUUGACGAAAGAGCUAAAGAUGCCUUGUUGACAUCUGAAGCCAGUACCCACUUCCCACUUGGGAAAUAGUAUUAGUUUUUUCAAACACAAAUCUUUAAAUUGUUUUCUCUGUUCUCAUUUUGUCAUUCUACAACAGCAUAUCAUUCUUUCAAUUGAUUUGUUUGCCUUAAUACUACUGCCUUCCUCUGUGUUGUAAAGCCAUAUCAGUUGUUUGUGCUUGAACAUAAUGCACAAUGGCCCUAAAACUCCAUCCUUUUUGUGCAUAGAAUCUGCUAUUAUUACAAACAUCCGGAUGAAUGUUAUUAAAACCCCAAACAGAAGAUACCGCUGCUGGGAUCCAGGUGACACGAACCACAGCAAAGGCUCCUGAAGCAAAAUGCGAUGCACUAAAGCAUACAGCAGGGCUAGUUUACCAUGCCCGGAGCCAGUCAGCAUUCAUUGUUUCAGAAGCGCUUGGUUAGGGAUUGUGUACAGUGCUAUAAUGUAAAAAAGCAGGCAGUUGUUGGAGACCUUACAGAUGGUUUACUGAAUUCAGUCUGUUUAAAGCAGAGGUUCAUAAUGACCCCUGCACUGUGCCCAGGGGGAAAUCGACCCAUGAAGUCUGAUGCUCUUAUUAAUAAAACAGUUGCAAAAUGCAUGUAUGUCUGCUGAUCUUGUAUCUUUGCUCUGUAGCUAUGAUUGUUUUGGUUUGCUUUUUUCUCUUCAAAAUCUGGAUAAAUACUGUUGAUUGUAAUAAAAUGAUGUAAAAUGUUGUUGCUUUGGCUGUUAUUCAUACAUAUGAUCAGAAUUUGAUCUCUACUGAAGAUUUUAGGUCUGCCUGGACAAAUCUUCUGUUCAGUAGUACUUAGGUUUAUGCUGUAAUGGCACAAAUACAAUAAAUCACAGACCUUUUUGUUAUGCAAAUAUUUAACAUGUGCCAACAUUUAUUUUUCCUCUCCUUUUCAGUUUAUUAGCACUUAGUUAAUUAGUAAAACUGAAGCUACUGUAGUAUUUUAUUUCCCCUAAAGGCUUCUUUGCUUCUUCUACUUUACUGUAUCAUACUGGGUACAGUUAUAAAACACAGGCAGCACCCGACCCAUACCUGAGGCAUACUCUGUUUUCCUGAAUACCACAGGCAGCGAGAAAAAAAGAACUUUUGUAUAUCGUAUCCGGCGAGCAUUACAGUUAGUCACUGUAAACACAAAAGGGAAGCGCUGAAAACAACCAAUAUCAAGUGGUCUCGUGUAAAAUCACAAGUGUCUGAAGCAGAUCCACGUAGGUCUAUAUUGUGAACCCUGCCAAGUAGGCACUGAAAUAACACUUCACAGUACAAUACCAGUAGACUCACACAAGAAAACCAAAACAUGGGUCACAUGGGUAAAAUAUUAAAACGUUAGAAAUUAAAGCUUGAAAUGUUUUGAAAAUGGAGAAUGCAGCUGCUUAAGGUUCCGAUUGGUUACCAUGGCAUUUUCUCCUUUUUAUAACACGCUGCUUGCAGUCCAGUGAGACCAGUCUUUCGUUUCUCAACGCAGUGUCGUUGUCAACGGUGGUGAAGUGUGUCAUUGUUAUUAUAUUAUUGAUCACAUUAAUUCCACGGACUGCUGAUACGGCCAUUAGGGGAUCUUUUUCUCCAUAGCUUGUCCGGCGAUCUUAACGGCUUUGCUGAUGGAGGUUUUCCUAGAUUUAUUUUUAACCUGUGGAAUCGUGACAGAAUGCUGCGUUAGUCCGAAUAUAGGCCUACCAAAGAUUCAGUGUUAU
This is a messenger RNA of Electrophorus electricus (electric eel), 5960 nucleotides long. Lineage: Eukaryota; Metazoa; Chordata; Actinopteri; Gymnotiformes; Gymnotidae. The record is from RefSeq and is a predicted model, not a curated record.